AUGAAUGGCCCUUUGGGACUUGAUUUGAGUACCUACAGGAACAUUUGGGUUGUGGUAGCAUAUGUAUGUAUGUUGCAUGAGGACAAGCCUUUUUGGAUUGGUGGCCGCGUGGUGCUCGGUGAUGCCACGCCAGGGUUACGGGUUGUGGUCGUUUGUACUUGGACAUUGUUGUUGAACGAUGAUGAUGAUGAUGAUAUUGAGACUGAGAUUGAUAACAAAAUGAUGCAUGUUUCGUUUCGACUUGGUUUGUCGGUGCAGUACAGCAAAGCCAAGUACUGCCCCUCUCGAAGCGACAAGUCCAAGAACCCGCACAUGACACGAGAUGCCGCAUCCACAGAGACAAAGAGAGCUGCGCCCAUCAAGCAAUAUCUCUCCCCCCCCCCAACUUGUCAUCAUGAUCGCGCAGCAAGGCAGUUUAUAGAACCGUAUUCGGAGCUUGUGACUUUCCUUUGCGAAGGCGAAAAUUGCGUGUUCAUCCCCAGCCACACUCUCGUCGUGUCGAAAACGUGCCUCGUCAGCCACAGCUUGACAUGGGGCUCAGACGAAGUGGGGCUUGCCAUGGCUUCCCAAGUUGUUGGGGUUUCAGUACUUGUCCUAAGGUACCCUGGGUACCUUGUCCGCGAGUACCUCGAGAUUGAAGUGAACAACUGCAAGAACCAAAGGAAGACCGAGGGAGUGGUGUGUCAAUGGUGUGAAAAGGACAGGGGUCUAGAUAUCUACAUAGUAGUACUUGUUAAGACGCAGAAGAAGCAAGAAAACGUUCGCAUCGUCAUACUACCAGGCACUCUGGCAAUGCAUGCUUGCCUUACUACUACCACUUGCCCAUCUCAACAUGACUUGCGCAAGAGACAGUUCGGUAAAGGUACUGUCGAAUCGUCCCAUCUCGGAAAGGACCCGGCUAUACCAACAUACCACAUCAGAUACCUAGCCGGCAUAGGAGACAGGGGGGGUGUUAUGUAUAUCGCUGCAAGUGUCAUUCACGAAUAUUACUACUGUAUGCAAACGGAUGAAGAAGGCCAACAGAAGAAAAAGAAGCAGCGAGAAUUGGAGCUUGGGGCAAUCUAUUCUCGGGAGACACAGCAGCAGAGCAAACGCAGGCAAUUCUGCUUCCCGCGGGAACCACCACCUCCCUUCACCUACUUUUUCGACAGGGGGGACCAUGAUGAUGACGAUGACGAUGACGAUGAUGGUGAUGAUGAUGUGUAA
Trichoderma reesei QM6a is the source of this 1206-nucleotide messenger RNA. RefSeq lists its product as uncharacterized. The transcript is spliced from 17 exons. The record is from RefSeq and is a predicted model, not a curated record. The coding region runs from base 1 to 1206 and encodes 401 amino acids. NCBI's taxonomy places the organism in Eukaryota, Fungi, Ascomycota, Sordariomycetes, Hypocreales, Hypocreaceae.